This is a messenger RNA of Trichomycterus rosablanca, 4648 nucleotides long. It is a transcript of the gene tbc1d10aa, whose product is annotated as TBC1 domain family, member 10Aa. The transcript is spliced from 10 exons. NCBI's taxonomy places the organism in Eukaryota, Metazoa, Chordata, Actinopteri, Siluriformes, Trichomycteridae. Bases 151 to 1986 code for a protein of 611 amino acids. The record is from RefSeq and is a predicted model, not a curated record.
AGUUAGUAAAAUUCAGCAGAAAUUGAUUUAAAAAUGAGAUCGAGAGGAGAUGAGAGUGAAGAGUCAGGCAUGAUGUUAACCGGCUAUAACUGCGACUGACCACAUCCAGACUUUGAUUCAACAUUUGAAGACACCUGCAUUCCUGAAACGAUGGCCGAGUUUGAGAACGGAGAUCAGACACUGGACACAGUGAGUUUACGGACCGUCGGCAGUCACUUUGAUAACGAUGGCGAGAGCUCGCUGGGAUCAGAUUCUGAGCUCAACGGCUUCCCCGGUUCGAGAGAAACGGACAAGUACGGAUUUAUUGGGGGAGCACAGAAGUACUCUGCCGAAUCGGCUCAGGAUGUUCCUCCAGAGGUGUUGAGACACAGAGAGCUGAAGUGGUUGGAGAUGUUAAAUGACUGGGACAAAUGGAUCAACAAAAGAUUUAAGAAGGUCAGACUGCGGUGCCAGAAAGGAAUCCCUCCCUCCAUGAGGGGCAGAGCCUGGCUUUAUCUGUGUGGAGGAAAAGUCAAGAGGGAACGAAACGUCAACACAUUUAAGGAGCUGGAGAACAUGGAGGGAGAUCCUAAGUGGAUGGAUAUAAUUCAGAGAGAUCUACACAGACAGUUUCCUUUCCAUGAGAUGUUUUUGUCACGAGAAGGACACGGGCAGCAGGAUCUGUUGCAGGUGCUGAAGGCGUACACACUCUACAGGCCUGAGGAGGGUUACUGCCAGGCUCAGGCUCCAAUUGCUGCAGUGCUUCUUAUGCACAUGCCUGCUGAGGACGCCUUUUGGGGUUUGGUUCAGAUCUGUGAGAAGUACCUCCCUGGUUACUACAGUCCAGGCCUGGAGUCAGUACAGUUGGAUGGAGAGAUCCUGCACGCAUUACUGAAGCGAGUGAGUCCUGUAGCGUACAGACACCUGGACAAGCACAAGAUCGAGCCAGUGCUGUACAUGAUGGAGUGGUUCAUGUGUGUUUUCUCCCGAACUCUGCCCUGGGCCUCCGUCCUCCGAGUGUGGGACAUGUUCCUGUGUGACGGGGUGAAGAUUAUAUUCCGGGUGGGGCUGGUGUUUUUGAGGUGCAUGCUGGGAUCUAAGGAAAAGCUGAAGGCCUGUCCGGGUCAGUAUGAGACCAUGGAGCUGCUCAGAGCCAUCGAGCCUCGAUACAUGCAGGAGGCCUUCCUUGUACAACAGGUCCUCGAGUUGCCCGUCUCCGCCCGGGACGUGGAGCGCGAGCACCGCUCACAGCUCAAGCGCUGGAAGAAGAAGCGUGGAGAACCCAGCCGCAAACCGGCUCCCAGAAUGCACGGCGCUUACGCCAUCAUGUCCUCGGAGCCUCACUCGCGUCAAGACCUCUGCCAGAAUCCUACUAUAAUCGUCCAAUACCCGCCUGCCACAGGGGGCAAGUCUGAAUUCGGACGUGGGAAGAAGAGGGGUUCCUUGAAGAAAAAUUCCACCCCUUUUCCAGACAUCCCUAAUCCCUACGCCCUCCCUGAUGACUUUAAAUCUAACCAGAUACGACAAGCACAGCCUCUCAACCAGGAAGAUAAAGUUCCUGCACCACAAGAGGCACCAAUACAAGCAUCAUUAGAUCCUACAAAACAGGAGGAGGUUAAAACCUCCACAGAACGACUCGUCCGGUCGACCCCGAGUCCGUCCAUCAGCCAGAAAUCCCAUCAGCCAGAAUCUCUUCCUGCGGAGCAUCAGCCGGUUCCAGCUGCUUUAGAGUGGUGCCCUCACCUCCAGGUCGCCCCUCCAGAACAAUUUUCAGAUCCUCCUCCUGUCCUCUUACCCGCCCCUCUUCCCUACAGUGAGGAUUUUCCCGCUGAUCAUCCCGCCGAUCAUGAGAACCACACUGCGUUAGAUCCACCUACAGACUCGAGCCCGCUGCUUACCCACAAUGCACCGUCUGCCAACCAGGAAUCGACCCCUGCUCCGGAAAAUAAGGUCGACUUGCGCAUCUCUACAGAAAGUGUCAACAGUUCAGAGGAUACCUACUUGUAGUCAGUGCUGUAAAUGCUGCCACCUGGUGGUGUGGAGGAAUGCCAGGCUGCAGUGGUGGGUGAAAUGACACAGUGAAUUCAUCUGCUUUAGAAUUUUAAUGGUUUUCUUGGGGUAAGUGGAGAACGUUAUAGCAGAAUGUUCAUAACAGGUGAUUAAUUAUGCAUCUUUAAAUGUAACCUAAGAUACAAGAUGUGUGUAGGUCUCUGAUGAAUGCUAAUUAACAAGCAUUCACUUAUUGGUUCAAUAAUACUUGUCAUAACAAAGCAGUACACCAGUGGUGGAUAAACUAACAAAAUAGCUGAUUGGAAUUGCCUUAGGCCGCUAAUGCCCUCAAACAGACUGCUAAAACCAUUAAAAAGUGAACGAAUGAACAGCUAAAUAAACUUAAGUGUAUUAGAAGUCCAGAAGUGCAGACUGGGAAGUAGCUGUCCACUUUGGUCAUCUCCUAAUAAAUCGAAGGAUUUUGUUCUCUUGAGAAUGCUCCAACAGCCAGCCAUCAAGUAUAAAAUGGCCCCAAAAUAUUAAGACAAGAUCAAAUAAACACAGAAACAUAAGACCUGUUUAGCCAUUAAAUGACAAGUAUGUGUUUAACAUGGUGGUUAAACCCAAAUAAUCAAGUAAAUAAAUCUGGAGCCAAAGACGAGCCCAACUGCUGAUCAGCUCUGUUUUAUUAACAACAUUUGUUUCUGAAAUGGGACGUCCAACAAGCGCAUGACCAAGUGUCCAAAAUAAAUAAAUCUGGAGCCAAAGACAGGGUCAAACUGCUGAUCAGCUCUCUAAAAUUAAUGAUGAUUACCUGUUUCUGAUAUUUUGUCCACCACUUGUGGCCCAGGCUUGUUAUGUGGGAUCACACAGGCCUUGGUGGAAAUAAAAUGGACCUGGGUUUUGCACUGGAGCUACUCUGUCAGUUGGUGGAUUUGCUGAUCUAAAUGACCCCUAGGUGGGAAUAAAUAACUGAAUUUGUGUGAUGGUCUGUGAUGGACUGGCAUCCUGUUUGAGCUGCAUGUACCUACGGUAUGUUCCCAGUUUUUGAUAUACCAGUACAUUGGCUAAUUUCUCAUCCUGGACACAGACGUGGGAAGACCCGCUGCAGCUAAUAAUUGUUGGGACAUCAGGCAGGAUAAAUGAGUGAAUUAAUCUAGGGGUAGAAAAUCAAGGCAGGUCUCUGCUUGCACUUGGAUUUGUGUGUCUCUUGCUCUCUGUAUCUGUCUGUAGCUCCAGUGCAAAACUAAAAAGCAAAUAGGAAACCUUGGGAUGACAAUUUCAAAAUCAGCUUUGUUAGUCAAGAGCAUAACUUACCACACUAUCAAACUCAUCACUGAGGUUUAUGUCCUAAUUCGACGGUUAAUCGAUAACCGUAGCAUCUCAUAGCAUCUCAUCAAAAUAUAAAACUCAUCACAGAUUCCAGGCGCUCGGGUGGCUCGGUGGUCUCAUUUUGCCAUUUGCUAACCCGCCACCACUGAAAUCCGGAUCGAAUUUCUGUGGCGCUAUGAACGUAUAACAAUACUGGACAUGUUUAAUGUUGCUGCUUAUUGUAUAAAUGUUAAUAAUGAUCACUAAUGCCUCUCUCCACUAAGAGCUUCGUGCUUUCCAGAUCACUUCAUGUUAAGUGCAAAAUGGGAGACGUUUUUAAAUGCUUUUAUUUUCUUACUUCAGCUACUAGAGGGCAGACUUUGUCCAUCAAUGUACUUUUACCCCAGCGCACAUGAGCUGAAGCGCCUCCUCACUACAGGCUUCAGAUGGGAACUAACAGUCUGUGGUUGUCAACUACAGUUUAUUUCACUCUUGGGAGUUUUUGGAGUCACAAACACUCAGUUUUUAGAACCACUGUGUGAAUUCAUUUGGCGGAUGUUUUGAUCCACAGUCCUGUUUCUCAAAUCCUCAUUUUAUUUGAAUCCUACGUUGUAGUGAAUCUGUCAGGUUUGGUGUGACAGAUUUGUUACAGUUAGUGCAAAUGGGUGUGAAUUAAGAUUAAAUACAUAAGGGCUGUCAUCUGGUCAAUAAAACUGCAAAUCUGUUUCACAAGCUUGCUCAGAAACUAAUGAGUCUCACCAUCACCAAGUUUGGGCCCCUGAGCAAGGCCCUUAACCCUCAAUUGUGUAAAUUGUAUUCAGUAAUAAUUGUAAAUGCCCUAAUGUAAACGUAAUAUGUGGUCUGGGGGAGACAAACGUGGUGCAUGCAAUACAAAAUUCUUCCUUUAAUUCGAUGUUGGUUGAUGGUCGUUCAAUUUUGGGAGAACGUGGAGUGUUUGUUACAGUUAGUGCGAAUGGGUGUGGCUUGAGAUUAAAUACAUAAGGGCUGUCAUCUGGUCAAUAAAACUACAAAUCUGUUUCACAAACUUGCUCAGAAACUAAUGAGUCCCUGACUACAUGAUGACUUGCCAGUCUAACAGCCCAUGAAGGUUCUUCAUAGACUCUUAUAACUCUUUGAAUAGCUAAGCUUUUUGGCAAAUAUGUUAAACCAGAGCUUUCAAAGUGGCACUAGCAUGAAAUUUCACUUUUUCAAGUCAGUUCAAACAACUGGCUACAGCUGGUAUUGUGGUGGAGGAUGAAUUUCAGACUGGUUUUAAUAGUUUGGGCAAAACCGCUUCCAGUAAUGAAACGUUUUCAUGCUACAGAAUAUAGAAGCAUUCUACAGACCUGUGUGCUUACAAAUUGUUGAA